CCUCUCCAAGGGCUGAAUGGGAAAGUUAGGCCUCAGGCCUCGAAAUCGCCUCAGACGAGGAGGCCGAUUGCACGGGAUCCCUUUAACUCUGAGGGCCGCCACCAGCAGGACCUCCGCCCGUUGCCCUCUCUAGGCCUUUAGAGGCCUUCAUUCAGCAAAGGGAGAUGGAUUUCAAGAUGGGAGGCCGGGAUCAGGCCUAGCUGGAGUGGAGUCAGACUGCGUUCAUUCAACAACAGGAAUGGGUACAGCCACAUUUCUUCAGAAUCCUUUGGUCUUGCUUCAUAAACACUACGAAUCUGCAAUAGCUAUGUCUGAUGGAAGGCAACACCUUUCUGGUGCAGCAAAAAGGAAAAGGGAGUUAAAGGCAGCUUACCCAUCUAAGUCAAAGCAUGCUCUUAUGAAUUUUAUAACAGUAGAUACUACAGGUGAAGCUUCUGUAGACACUGGAAUGUGUGUAAGUGCUGGCUGUCAGGAAGUGACUGUUCUAAAUAGUCAGACUACAGAUGAGCCAACAAUUACUGCAUCCUCAUCUCAAACAGAAGUUAAGAUGCAUAUAUCUGAAGAUUACAAAACAGAUGUAACUAUGGUGGAUGAGCUGGUCACGGCUACCACUGAGUACAGUCCAUCCAUUUUAGACGAUCCAGGUCUGUGGAUGGAUAUGAAUAGUGAUAUGAGAGAUUUCCUUGUACUGAAUGGUCCACAGCAAGUGAAAAUAUUCAGUUUCCCAAAAGAUUCUGUAAAGAGAAGCUUCCAUCGCAUGUAUUACUGGCGUGAACUACCUAAUGGGGACAAGUUGGAAAGACCAUGGCUUAUGUAUUCAAAGACCCAGAAUGCUGCCUACUGUUUUUGCUGCAAACUUUUCCAGCCCAAUACUUUAUUUGCAUUAUGUUCUAACGGAACAAAGGAUUGGAGAAACUUGGCUAGAAAUUUAGCGAGCCAUGAAAAGACACCUUAUCACCAGAAAGCGUUUUGUAGCUGGAAAGAGCUUGAGGUACGGCUAAAAUUGAAGGUAAACAUAGAUGAUAAAGAUCAAGAAAAGAUGGCAUCUGAGACACAUCACUGGCAAAAUGUUAUGAAGAGGCUCAUUGGCAUUGUGAAAGUGCUUGCUGCUCAAAAUCUCUCAUUGUAUGGAACUUCAGAUCAGCUCUUUGUGCCAGAUAAUGGUAAUUUCCUUAAAAUUGUGGAGUUGAUGGGAGAGUUUGAUUCUGUACUUAAAGAGCAUUUAAGAAGAGUAACCACCAAAGAAAUCCAUAGCCAUUAUCUGGGGGAAACAACUCAAAAUGAGAUCAUUCAGUUACUGGCAACAGAAGUAAAACAAAAGAUUUUGUCACUUCUAAAGUCUGCAAAAUAUUACUCUAUCGUUUUGGAUUGCACAGUUGGCAGCAGCCAUGUUGAACAAAUGAUCUUAAUGGUGCGUUUUGUAACUGCAGUAGAAGCAACUGCAAAUGUUGCUGCAGUGGUGAACAUCAGAGAACAUUUCUUAGAAUUUAUUGAUGUAGAUGAUGCUAAAGGAUGUAGUAUGGCAAAUGUCCUCCUUAAGAGGCUGGAAGAAAUGGGUAUUGCAAUAGUAGAUAUGAGAGGACAGAGUUAUGAUAAUGGAGCCAACAUGAAAGGGAAGAACAGUGGGCUGCAAACAUGGCUGCAGGAGUUAAACCCCUGUGCCUUUUUUGUCCCGUGCAAUUCCCAUUCAUUGAACAUAGUAGUCACAGAUGCUGCAUCUAAUUUUAGUGAAGCGGUUGAAUUUUUUAAUGCAGUCAAAAGUAUCUAUGUUUUUUUCUCUGUAUCAGCACGUCGAUGGGAAGUUCUUAAGCAGUAUCUGGGAACUUUCAAUCUUAUUCCAAAAUCUACAAGGUGGGAAAGUAGUGUAGAGGCAGUAAAGGUUAUCAGACAUCGGAUUGGGGAAGUAUAUGAUGCUAUAAAUGCAGUUAUGGAGGAUGGUGCUUUGACAAGAGCUGCUCAUAGCAAAACACAGGUAGAGGGGGAGAGGGUAGCAGGUAAUAUAUGCAAUUUCAAGUUUCUGUGUUGUCUAGUUUUGUGGCAUGACAUAUUGUUAGAAAUAAAUGUUGUGAACGAGAAACUGCAGGAAGUCAACCUCGAUAUUAUUGGAGUAGUAAAACAACUUGAUAAAACAAAGUUAUAUCUCCAAUGUUAUUGGUCAGAUGAGGGAUUUGAAAAUAUUCUGAAAAGUGCACAGAAAUUAGCAGAAGAGCUUGUUAUUGAUGUUGAUUUUCCACCUGUACAAGAACUUAGAUCUCGCCACAUCACAGAUUUUCAUUUUGAAGCAAGAGAUCUAAUCAGAGACCCCAAACAAUACUUCAGAGUUAAUUUUUUUAACCAAGUCCUAGCCUGUGCUAUCCAGUCAGUUGAAGAAUGUUUCUUGCAACUCAAGGAACACAGUAAUAUAUUUGGGAUGUUAUAUGAUAUAAAAUGUCUCAAUGAAAUUACACCUGAGGAUCUCCGACAGCAGUGUGGAGCUCUAGAAAAAGUUCUAACUCAUGGCAAAUUGCGUGACAUUGAUGGAAAUGAUUUACAUGACGAACUGAAAGCACUCUCCAAAUAUGUUCCUGUGGGCUCAACUCCAAAGGACGUUUUGGAAUAUAUUUGUGCAAAAAGAAUAGUCACCUUAUUUCCAAAUACUUUUAUUGCUCUACGCAUACUUCUAACACUUCCUAUAACAGUUGCCAGCAGAGGCCAUUGUUUGUCCAAGCUGCAGUUGAUAAAAACACAUUUGUACUCUACAAUGAUGCAGGACAGAAUAGAGGGACUUGCAGUUGUAGCAAUUGAACAUGAACUGGCUGAAAUUAUUGAUCUUAAAGAAGCCGUUCAUAUAUUUGCAACUAAGAAGGCACAGAGAUCGCCAUUUUGAUUAUUCUGCCUUGAAUCCCAUGCCAGGAGAUAGGGCAUUAAAUAAAUAAAUGCAUUCUUCAUAUGGGGUGAAGUAACGAAGAAAUUCAUAUAUUUGCAACAGAAGAUGACUAUUUUGAUAUUUUGAAUGGGAACAAUUUCUUAUCUGCUGAUUAGAAAGGUUUAUUGUUUGGAAGCUUUCAGGUUAGUUAAUGACUUUGAAGACCCAGGCUGAGUCCCAACACUUUUCUCUUGGUGAGUGCAGAGCACAUUCAUGAAACAUGUGGACACUUGAGAAACUUGCAACAGCCAUAACACAUCUUUCUUGUACUCUCGUCCUCAUCUUCCUAAAGAGUUUCCAGAUUACUGUUCUCUUACUUGGAAUGAGUCUUGCUACAUCACUCCUCUGAAACCUGAGCCAGCUAAACAAAAAUCGUUUCCGAACAAUCAUGGUUUCAUCUUGCCUUUACAAUAGAGAUCAGGUGAAUGCUUUGAUCAUGGGUCUUCCUGAAUUUGGGGAUAUUCAGAAAUGAGACCUUACAACAUUUUCUUUUUGCAGCCAUGAAAGUACUGCUUGGAGCCUGAGAUUUUACAAAGGCAAGAGGAGAUUGUGGAGCUAAAGGCUUCUCGUGCAGUAGCAAUUUUAAUCUUGUCUCCCUAUUCUUCCUCAACUGAGGAGUAGGCUUGGCAAAUUGUGCAACUUUGCACUACAUGCCCUUCUUCAAGACAUAAAUGACACAUAGAAUGGCCAUCCAUGUCUGGCAAUUUACCAUUAUAGUUCUCACAACAUUUGAAGUGAGUUGUUGAAGACAUCGGAAGUAGCAAUGAGGUAAUUAAAAUGUAGAAACUAAACAACAGUUGGUCCUAACUGAGGAAAGUUGGUCAGAAGUCAGUUGGUCAGACUCGGUCGUCAUCUUAACAAUCCAGAUGAAGCUGAGAUUUCUAAUGUAAACUUAAGUUCCUUCCGAGGCAGCUGCACAGUGGAGGGAAAAGAACUGAGGAUUUGCUGGCAACCAAUUACUUAUAUAUUGACAUGAGAGGGGGUUGCGGUGUUACUGCCAGAACUUUUUCCUGCCUAAUAAUACUAAAAUAUUCUGAGAGACUGCGCAGUUCUCAGUACCCAGUUGUGUGGUUUACAGACACCAGGAAGAAGAAAAACAUUAAAUAUAUAAAUAUUUUGAAAGGCUACUAUUCAUAGAAAUUCUGAGGGUUUGCUUUAUAUAUAACCAUAUUAAUUUUAUUAGCCUGAUAUAGAAAGAUGAUUGAAGCUUCUUAAUAUGACAUGCCCAUUUCCUUUUUUUGGCAGGGUGACAAAAAAAGACAACCACUGUUGUCACUGUUAUGGUUUUAUUUAUUUAUUUACGGCAUUUAUAUGCUGCUCUUCUCACCCCGAAUGGGACUCAGAGCAGCUUACAAGUAAUAUGUAAAUACAAUAAAUUGUAUUAUUACCAUAGUACAAUAUUAGUAUUAUAUAUUACUAUAUUGUACUACACCAUUAUACUGUGAUAUUAUUAGUAACAUUACAUGUAAUAUAAAAUAUAUAAUUAUAAUGUAUUAUUAUUAGUAUUAUAUUGUAUUACAUUAUAAUAUUAUCAAUAUUAUAUGUAUAUACAAUAUAUUAUUACCACAGUGCAGGAAAUAAGUUGGAACUGUCAUCCUGGCCCCCUCUCUUCACUCUGGUCCCAGAACAGUAGUUGGUACUGGAGGGAGGGGCUCCCAAAUGAUGACAUAGGAGACAAGAUGGGUAUUUAUGAUGUUUUGAAAGCCAGAUUAUUUUCCAUCUUUUUCUAAGACGAUAUUUUUCAGUGUUUUUUUCCAAGGGCUGCCUAGCAAUACUGACUCUCUUUGCACUCUGUAUUGGCCAAUCAGUAUACGGAAAAUAAAUUGUUCACGUUUUCAAUGCUU
Anolis sagrei ordinatus is the source of this 4749-nucleotide messenger RNA. Lineage: Eukaryota; Metazoa; Chordata; Lepidosauria; Squamata; Anolidae. The record is from RefSeq and is a predicted model, not a curated record.